GUUGUGUGUUGAAUCUGUUGAUAUAUUGCAAAAUGUGUAUUUUAGAGAGCUAGAAUUUUGGGGUUCAAAACUUUGGAGUGUCUGCUGUAAACAAGUCCUGCAAGGUUUGCAUUGUGUACAACAAUGAAGCCGCUUCAGCUCGAAAGGCUGAAGCUUCCAAAGGGGUCCAAGCUUCCCAAAACGCAGAAGAAGAUGGUGAUGAAUGAGCAGGUUGUGAUCAGGUUGGGUGUGCAGUUGCAUUUUAUAGUCCUAGGGAAGCAACCCCAAUUUGAAUUGCUCAGUGCCAACCUUUGUAGUGUCAGACUGCUAGAUUACUGAUUUCAGAGCUUUCUAUCCAGGCUAGCUUUAUUUAGGUAACUUUAAAGUUGCCCAGACAAUGAUACAAUUAUGUUGUGAGUUGUGACUAGUGUAUUGUUAUAUACUUUUACGUUUAACGGAUUGAUACCCAAUUCCUGCGUAUAUUGAGCUACGUUGGGUUGCCCAUUACUCAAGCUUCUGUAGCGUGAUGCUACGCCAAUGUGCUCGCGCGCGUCAUAGAACCUUCACCUCAAUCAACAAUCCGGUUGUUCCCACACCUCCCAGCCUCAACAUGCAAAGGAACAAUCUUCUCGGCGAAGUAGAGGCCCUGGCCACGCGCGGCCAACUCAACGAAGCGCUCUCACUCUUCUACACUCUUCAACCGCCACCAACUCAAACUCACUCCAACCAAACCUACGCCACUCUCUUCCACGCAUGCGCUCGCCACCACUGCCUUCAACAAGGCCUCUCUCUGCACCAUUACAUGCUUGCCCACAACCCCAUCACUCCUCCAGACCUCUUUGUCUCCAACCACCUCAUCAACAUGUACUCCAAAUUCGGCUACCUAGACCACGCCCGCCAACUGUUCGUUGAAAUGCCCAGAAGAAACCUCGUCACCUGGACCGCUCUCAUUUCCGGGUACGCACAGCGGGGUCGGGCUGUAGCUUGUUUUCGUUUAUUUGCUGCCAUGUUGGCGCAUUACCUCCCGAAUGAGUUUGCAUUUACCAGCGUGCUUAGUUCGUGAUGGUGGAUAUGGCCGGCAGGCACACGCCCUCGCUUUGAAAAUGUCUUUGGAUGCUUGCGUUUACGUUGCGACUGCUCUCAUUACCAUGUGUAGCAAGGUGUGCGAUCAUGGAGGUGUGUUUGAUGUUAGUAGAGACGAGGCGUGGAAGGUGUUUCGAAGCAUGGAAUCCCGGAAUCUUAUAUCCUGGAAUUCCAUGCUCUCAUUUACCACCAGUGAUCACCAAAUUUUGUUAUCAACUGCAUUGUCACACUAAAAAAGAAAAGGAAAUUCAGAACAUCUUCAUUUCUUCCAUGCUAAAAAAUGGCGUGGUUCACAAGACAUAAACUAUUUGAAAUAGCAUGCAGACAAAUAGCCAGCCGGCAUGGUAAGGAUCACAAAAGAUGCUCUGGUGUUGGGCAGUUGCUUAUGAGAAGGGUAAGGAUGGGUUACUCUCAUCAAAGACCCUCUAUCAGUCUUAUGUCGCCGUAGACCUAUCCGUCAACCAACAGUUUUGUCUGGCUGGCUAGAUCUACAGGAGGCUGAGGGAGAGUUUCAGUCUUAAAUACUAGGGGUUCAAACAAUGACGUCAACUUGGUCUCCCCGUCAACGAUGGAAAUACGAUGUUUUUCUAAGCUUCAGAGGGGAAGAUACCCACGAGACUUUCAUCUGCCAUCUGUAUCGUGCACUAACUGCGAGAGGAAUUAUAACCUUUUUAGAUGACGAAAGCCUGGAGAGAGGAUCAACCAUUGGCCCAUCACUUUCUACAGCAAUUGAGGACUCAAGAUCAGCCCUGGUCGUUUUUUCAGAGAAUUUCGCUUCUUCAUCUUGGUGCUUGGAUGAACUCUCGAAGAUUCUUCAAUGCAGGGAAGAGAGGGGACAAAUAAUCUACCCAAUCUUCUACCAAGUGGAUCCUUCUGAUGUGCGCAAGCAAAGGGGAAGUUUUCAGCUCCGUACAGUAGAGGUAAGGGAACAUGAAGAAGUUUAUGGGAAUAAGGACAAACUAAAGGAGUGGACAGAUGCUUUGAGAGAGGUGAGCAGGAUUGCUGGGUGGGAUUCGAGUACAUAUGAGGAUGAUGGAAAAUUGAUUGAGGAAAUUGUGAUGGAUACACUAACAAGUCUACGUGAUACUUAUACCUCUUCAAGUGUUGACAAGGGCUUCAUAGGAAUGGAUUCCCGCAUUGAUGAUUUGUUGCACAAUUGUAUUUGUCAACAGUUUGGUGGUGUACGUAUUAUAGGCAUACAUGGGAUGCGAGGAAUAGGCAAGACAACACUUGCUCGAGCUAUUUAUGAUGGACUUGCUCACGGGUUUGGCAGAAGCUGCUUUCUUUUAAAUGUUAGAGAAAAAUCUGAAAAGGAUGGCCUAGUUUCUUUACAAGAAAAACUACUUUCCAGAAUCCUGAGGACAAAAGUUGACAUUGAGGAUGAAUAUGCAGGAGCUGCUAUGAUAGAAAGGCGGUUAUGUGAACUAAAGGUGCUUGUUGUUAUUGAUGAUGUGGAUCACUUCAAUCAAUUAGAUAAAUUGGCUGGAAGUCGGGACUGGUUCGGUCCUGGGAGUAGAAUUAUUGUAACCACCCCAGAUAUUCAUUUGCUAAGGGGACAUGAUGUUGAUGCUACAUACAAGGCUACUGGGUUAACUGAUGGUGAAGCUAUUCAACUAUUGAGUUUAAAGGCUUUCAAGAAAAGCUUCCCACCAGAAGAUUAUUUGGAGUCGUGCCAUCAUAUUUUAGGGUAUGCUCAGGGCCGGGGCUUCCCUUGGCUCUUGUGGUUUUAG
Rosa chinensis is the source of this 2792-nucleotide messenger RNA. RefSeq names its product TMV resistance protein N-like. Lineage: Eukaryota; Viridiplantae; Streptophyta; Magnoliopsida; Rosales; Rosaceae. The coding region runs from base 1602 to 2792 and encodes 396 amino acids. Gene Ontology annotation, molecular function: ADP binding. Gene Ontology annotation, biological process: signal transduction; defense response. The record is from RefSeq and is a predicted model, not a curated record. The transcript has 2 exons.